This is a messenger RNA of Entrophospora candida, 633 nucleotides long. The record is from the annotation of a GenBank genome assembly. NCBI's taxonomy places the organism in Eukaryota, Fungi, Glomeromycota, Glomeromycetes, Entrophosporales, Entrophosporaceae.
AUGUUGCAAGACUUGAUCAAAAAACGACGCAAAACUGAAUCAACAUCGAUUUUGUGUUUUCGACGUUCUGCUAUUCUUAUGUUAUUUUUAGUAUUAACUCUUUUCUUUGUGAUAUUGUUGAUGAAGCUGAUCAAUGAAAAGAUUACUAUCAGUAGUAGCUUUUCACCAAUUGAAAGUAUACCCCCUCCAGACAUCUAUUUAUCACAUUACGGAGAAUUUAAUAUCACUUGUAUGUGCAAACUUAGUGGAGAACCUCCGGAAAAUUGCGAUAAUUAUGUUACACAGCCAAUAGAAACCAAUCACUCUCGUCGUUAUAUUGGAAAGUUUGUGCCAAAAGAAAUAUGGUUGACCGAGGCUAAGGGUCAAAGAUCGAAUACUGUUUAUCUUUCAAUAAAUGUUGGGAAUAAUACUACUAAUACCACUUACACUGUUUACAAAAUGAUGUUGAUGCAAGUGUUUGAUUCAGAAUAUGAUCCAAUGAGUGAUAAUUUUUUCUUUGACAAAACGACAACCCCAUUUAUAAGGUCACGUGCACAUAUGAAUAGAUAUUAUUUAUCAGGGAAUGCUAAAGAUCAGACAAACGAUGACCAAUUCAAUUUUAAAUUACCUUGGUAUUCCACCAAGAUACAUUAG